This is a messenger RNA of Trichoderma harzianum CBS 226.95, 712 nucleotides long. RefSeq lists its product as hypothetical. Lineage: Eukaryota; Fungi; Ascomycota; Sordariomycetes; Hypocreales; Hypocreaceae. The transcript has a single exon. The record is from RefSeq and is a predicted model, not a curated record. The coding region runs from base 137 to 589 and encodes 150 amino acids.
GACAUUCUUGACGAUGCUUGGCCAGCUCGUCUCUGCGUACAACCUCUAGACGCAUGCAUACCUGGUAUGCAUCUUCAUCAUUUACUACCUCCUAUCACGUUCCUCGGCCGAAUAGCAAACAACGUAUAUAUAUAACAUGUACUCACAACAUACCGUGUCAAACAAUCGCUCCAAUCAUGCCCACAGACUGGCUGUGCUUCUCAAACACAACAUCUUCAACUCUAUUCUUACCCUUAGCACCUGGCUAGUACUUGGAUGUCUCUCAAAGAUCUUGGACUAUCCCACCCUUUGCAAAGUACUGCCACGACGUAACUUUGCCUUGUUGUACGUGCCGUAUUACCAAGCUUUCAUCUGCCGCAUCCCCCCUUUGUAUCAUCUUCACACCCUCAUACAGCAUCCAGCUAUGCCUUGCCUCCAGUCCUCCCGGCGAUAUCAGAUGCAACUAUCCCUUGCCAUUCUAGCUGCACUACCAGAAAGCGACAAGAACCCAAAGAGCCAGAGAAGGGGGCAGAGAGGUGAUCUUCAUGUUACCCCCUCAAUCUUCAUGUUACCCUUUCAUGUCGUCGCAUCAUUGCACAGCUUCUCGUAAGGUACAGGGUUUCUUUGACACCUCGCAUCCUGUUGUUGGAUUCAUGCUGGGCAAUCCUCCCUUUAUAUAGACACAUCCCCCCUCCUGCUCUGGCUGCCUGCCCCCUCUUUCAAUCGAGACAGU